AUGCCUUCAAAGACCAGAGAAGCGUCCGAGUCGGAGCGUUUGCCUGUCUGGUUGAAGGCGAGGAAGUCAGGGGCCCCCGAGAGCCCUGCUGCCAUGAUGCCCACGAGCACGAGAGCCACGCGGUCGCGAUUUUCCAGUCCGCAUCAGCAAGCCAAUGGAGGAACGGAACCGGCCAAGAAAUCGAAUGGAUCGAGCGAGGCCUCGAGGACAUUCAUGCAGAAAUGGUUGGAGCCGACGGUGCAGAGCAAGCCGAGCUUUGAGGAGGCUGGAUUGGUGCGAUACGGCGUCACAGAGAAUAUGGCGCCCCUCGGAGCCCUUCCUAAGGCACCGGCGACGAAGAGGCCGGGUCAGGAUGGCACGGGACCCGUCAGGAAGAUCAUUUUGAAGUCAAGCUCAGCAAGUUCGGCCGCUGCAGCCGCAGCCUCAGCAGCAGCAGCAGCAGCAGCAGCAGCAGCAGCAGCAGCAGCAGCAAGUGCGCCAGCAGCAAAGCGCUCAGAGACACCACCUCCGUCCCUUCCUUCACCUCCUGCCGCGGUUCAGAAACCGGCCAGAAAGUCUUUGCCUGCGUGUGGUCUGGACGAAGACGGAGAGGACGAGGAUUACACGCCUAAAGCUGUUGUUGGAAAGGGUCUAGGUCGUCGUGCAUCAGCCUCGCAUUCACGGAAGAGUCUGUCGCGCUCCUCGGUAAGUCGCCGCGCAUCUUCAUCAGUCCAUCAAGCAGCGCCUUCUAGCGACGCCGUGCAGCCUUCAGAGUCGACGCCUGAGAACAAGGACAUCGUUGAAAAGGCUGUGGAGGUCGCAGUUGAGGAGGCUCUCCGGCAUUAUCGCUAUCCCACUGCGUGGGCACUCCGGACCCUCUACGACGAAAAUUCUUCCAACCAAGCCUUCCUGUCCAUGCUGGAGGACGUCUUCCACCAAACAGCCGACGAAGACACCCUGGACGAGUUUUCGCGCCUUAUCGAGGACAAGAAGAGAGAGGGCAAGAAGGACAACCAGGCCUGCUACUAUUUUGUGCCUCCUUCCACCAACUCGCGCUUCACCCCUCACAAGCCAAAACCGGCACCCUACGGAAAUCUUCUCUUGCUCGACCCUGCCAAAUCCGACGAUCAGGAAGUCACGCCGACCAAAAAGCCUACCCAACGCAGAAAAACACCCGAAUCGUCCUUUGACGACGUGGACAUGGACGACGAGCCUACUUUGCUGGCGGCCGAGACGGCCAUGGCCGCCACGACACCGUCACGCAGGCGCGCUCGGAGAGAUUCGGCAAGCAGCGACUCGUCGUUGUCGGAGCUCUCUGCGUCCCCGUCGUUGCCACCCGACUCGCCUUCUCCCAGCUCUCCGCCCGUUCCCGUGGGAUUCCAGCAAGGGGACAGCCACAGUCGCCGUCACAGUGCCACGACUGUUGCCACGACGGCUGCCACGGCUGCUGGGGCCGACACCGAGACCGCCUCAACCAGCGCACCACCGCCAAUCGACCUCCAGCCAAUGAAGAGGCGCGGCAGAUCCCUUGCUACUAAGACGAGCGUGUCUGACGCAUCCAACCCAAACUCACCCACCCUCCCCCCAAAUGUAUCCCAAGCUGCAGGAGCUGGCAACAUGCCUGGUCGACUUUCCUCACCCAUCUUCCCCAACCUUUCGACGACGGCACCACCAUCCAAACCGCCUGGCAAGAAGAAUGCCAAUAAGGACAAGACUCACCGUGUGUUGCCCGGCGACGACGCGAACACCGCACGCAGAAGACAUGCACGCGAUAGUACCAUCAGCCAGACGCCCCAGCCUGAGAGCCAUAUUCGUGGAUCAGACAUGAGAAGCUGGGCCGGCUCCGUAGCUGCCUCUUCGCCAGCGGUGAACCUGCGCAAGUCGACUCGGACGCCCGUUCCCAACCCGAUCCCUAAUCUGACCCUGAGCACGAGGACCACAAGGUCAGCCAAGAGGACACACGACGAGAUUGACAAUAUAAGCUCUCCGACUGCGCCAAUAUUCCUUGACGACGUCACGCCUACAACGAGCUCCAGGGCCGCGACGCCCACGAACCUUCGCCCAACGAAGAAGCAACGGACGGGUCUGCGCAUCAAAACCUCGCCUAUGAAGAAGAAAGGAGGCACUGCGGCUGGCGUACCCCGACCUAGCGGCGAGGGCGGUGCAUCUGUCACGAAUGGAGGCCCAACGAACCAGGAUGAGAACGACGACUACUGCUCGGCGUGUGGUGGUGUCGGAGACCUGGUUUGCUGCGAGAACUGCUCCAGAUCGUUCCAUUUUGAGUGUGUCGACCUUGGCCUGGGCGACACUCUCCCCGAGGAGUGGUUUUGCAAUGUCUGUUUCAGCAACAGAUACCCUACCAGGGUACCCGAACACAAGGGUCCCUUUGGCGGUUUGCUGAACAGUCUGGAGAAGACUAAUCCCCAAGCCUUCAAGCUGCCACAGCGUGUCCAGCUAUAUUUUGAAGGUGUCAAAGUUGGCCCCGAAGGCGAGUACGAAGAUAUCGUGGUUCCGACGAAGCCCAAGAAGAAAGGGUAUGAAGAAGCCCCGGACUUCUUCAGAGUUCGAGACACCGAUGGUUCUGCUGUUCUCUGUCACAACUGCCAACAGCCAGCAGCCGACAACCGUGCCAUUCUUCCCUGUAGUCAAUGCGGCCUUUACUGGCAUCUGGACUGCCUUGACCCUCCUCUGGCAAUCCCUCCUGUGUUGCGGACAUGGCGUUGCCCGAUGCACGUAGACGAUUUGUUGGCUGAGCUGCCCAAAGAGCUUGCACCAGCUCACCGUUUCCGGAAGAUCAAAGGAGCCCCUGCCAUCACCCCGGCUUUCAGCCGUGGCAUGAAAAAUAAUGGCGUCAUUGAGAUUGAAGAAGAGGAGGAGUCUGAAGGAGAAGAGACAGGGUGGAACGAUGUGAAGACUUUUGGGCGUGUCUACAAGUUACCUGCCAAGGGCGUUGUUCUCGACUUCAUUUCUCAGCUUCGUAAGGAUGGCGCAGGCUACAUCAAUGAAUUACCGUCUUUGGCCAAGACCCAGCCACAGCCAGCCACUAUACCUCUGGGUGCGCGUUCGCGCGCAGAGCAGCAGACAGUGCUCAACUUGGUCGAAUUGGCAUCUAGCCAGCCGACCACCAAGCUUGACGACCUGACGCAGGCCCUGCUGUCAACUGCCGAUCCAGCUAUACUCUCGCUCAUGGCGCGUGGAAGUGCAGAAAACUUCGCCAGCGGUCAUAUCAAUGCGGCGGACAAGCAGAGUCUCCACGCCAUGCUGGCCCAGAUGGACGCCAUGUCAGACCGCAUCAGAAGCCUUCUUGGGGCUGGCCAGCAGGUUGCUGAUGCACACGAUGCAGAGGGUGAGCAAACCAUGAUGAUCGACUACAACGACACAUACGGUACUGAGAGCGCCGAGGGCGACUCAUCCUCGAUCAAGAACGAGUCCAUGGAGCCCCCUGCCGACUUGCCAACACCUGCAACCACCACCCAGGAUAAUCCGGAACCAAUCAACAGCCUGGGUGAAAAGUCAUCUCAGGAGAUUCCGAACGACAGGAACGAAGACGAAAUGGCCAUCAUGGAUAUUGACUAG
Molecule: messenger RNA, 3555 nt
Organism: Colletotrichum graminicola M1.001
Lineage: Eukaryota; Fungi; Ascomycota; Sordariomycetes; Glomerellales; Glomerellaceae
Product: PHD-finger domain-containing protein
Exons: 7
Coding region: 1-3555 (1184 amino acids)
Biological process (GO): regulation of transcription by RNA polymerase II
Cellular component (GO): Rpd3S complex
Source: RefSeq, a predicted model, not a curated record